This is a messenger RNA of Felis catus (domestic cat), 4512 nucleotides long. Its product is annotated as zinc finger protein 658B-like. Lineage: Eukaryota; Metazoa; Chordata; Mammalia; Carnivora; Felidae. The record is from RefSeq and is a predicted model, not a curated record. Gene Ontology annotation, biological process: regulation of transcription by RNA polymerase II. Gene Ontology annotation, molecular function: RNA polymerase II cis-regulatory region sequence-specific DNA binding; DNA-binding transcription factor activity.
CCUGUUUCCGAUUCUGUGUCUCCCUCUCUCUCUGCCCCUCCCCCGUUCAUGCUCUGUCUCUCUCUGUCCCAAAAAUAAAUAAACGUUGAAAAAAAAAAUUAAAAAAAAAAAAAGAAGACAUGAGAGAACUCAUAUAGGGAGGAAGCCCUAUCGGUGUAUAGAAUGUGGGAAAACUUUCCUCUGGGAGAAAAUCCUGAAGAUACAUUGGAGAAUUCACACAGGGGAGAAACCUUAUGCAUGUAAUGAAUGUGGGAGAGCUUUUACCUACAUGUCACAACUCAGAGCACAUCAGAAAAAGCACACAGGGCAGAAACCCCAUGAAUGUAAUGAGUGUGGGAAGGCUUUCACCCGGAGGUCAAGCCUUGCAAUACAUCAGAGAACUCACACAGGGGAGAAACCCUAUGAAUGUAAUGAAUGUGGGAAAGCUUACAGCUGGAAGUCUAGCCUUGAACUACAUCAGAGAACUCACACAGGGGAGAAGCCCUAUGAAUGUAAUGAAUGUCAGAAAGCUUUCACCCAGAAGUCAAGCCUUGUAAUACAUCGGAAAAGUCACACAGGGGAAAAACCCUAUAAAUGUAAUGAGUGUGGGAAAGCUUACACCUGGAAGUCAAGUCUUGAACUACAUCAGAGAACUCACACAGCAGACAGACUCCACAAAUGUAAUGAAUAUGGGAAAGCUUUCACCUGCAUGUCACGCCUCCGAGGACAUCAGAAAAUCCACACAGGAGAGAAACCCUAUGAAUGUAUAGAAUGUGGGAAAACGUUCCUCUGGAAGUCAUUCCUGAGAAUACAUCAGAGAAUUCACACAGGAGAGAAACCCUAUGAAUGUAAUGUAUGUCGGAAAGCUUAUACCUGGAAGUCAAACCUUGAACUACAUCAGAGAACUCACACAGGGGAGAAGCCCCAUGAAUGUAAUCACUGUGGGAAGACUUUCACCCAGAAGUCAAGCCUUAUAAUACAUCAGAGAACUCACACAGGGGAGAAACCCUAUGAAUGUAAUGAAUGUGGAAAAGCUUACACCUGCAUGUCACGCCUCAGAGGACAUCAGAGAAUUCACACAGGGGAGAAACUUUAUGAGUGUAUUGAAUGUGGUAAAACUUUAAUCUGGAAAAGCCAACGAAUAAUACAUCAGAGAAUUCACACUGGGGAGAAACCCUAUAAAUGUAAGGAGUGUGGGAAAGCUUACACCCAGAAGUCAAGCCUUAUAAUACAUCAGAGAAAUCACACUGGGGAAAAACCCCAUGAAUGUAAUGAAUGUGGGAAAGCUUUCACCUGCAUGUCACGCCUCCGAGGACAUCAGAAAAUCCACACAACGAAGAAACCCUAUAAAUGUAUAGAAUGUGGGAAAACAUUCCUCUGGAAGUCAUUGCUGAGAACACAUCAGAGGAGGCAUACACAGGAGAAGCCCUAUGAAUGUAAUGAGUGUGGGAAAGGUUAUACCUGGAAGUCAAGCCUUGAACUACAUCAGAGAACUCACACAGGUGAAAAACCUCAUGAAUGUAAUGACUGUGGGAAGACUUUCACCCAGAAGUCAAGCCUUAUAAUACAUCAAAGAAGUCACAGGGGAAAACCCUAUGAAUGUAACGAAUGUGGAAAAGCUUACACCUGCGUGUCAUGCCUCAGAGGACAUCAGAGAAUUCACACAGGGGAGAAACUCAAUGAAUGUAUUGAAUGUGGUAAAAUUUUUGUCUAAAAGUCCGUCCUCAGAAUGCACUUAAGGAGGCAUACACAGGAGAAGUCAUAUGAAUGUAAUGAAUGUGGGAGAGCUUUCAUCUACAAACACUACUUGAGAAUACAUCAGAGAACUCACACAGGGGAGAAACCGUAUGAAUGUGUUGAGUGUGAGAAGAGUUUUGUUCAGAAAUCGGUUCUCAUAGCACAUCAGAGAAUGCAUGCAAGGAAGAAAUGCUGAGUGUAAUUAAUGUGAGAAAGCUUUCAUUUCCAAUUUAACUUUCUAACCUUAUGAGAAACUUCAUUCUCAGAAAUGAGUCUCAACUUAAUGAAAGCAUUAGAAAACUCCAAAAGGCGAGAAGUCUGAUAAAUGUGGUAAUGUGGGAAGAUUUUCAGUGGGUUGUCAGAUGUAAAAAGCUAAGAUGAAGAAAAAUAGCUUUACUUUCAGGGUCAGUGGCUGGGCCUAUGUAAAUUUAAAGACAUUAACAGGAAAAGAAAGUUUAUUUCAUAUACACAUGGAGGGAUCUCACAGAAAUCAAAUGAAAACCCAAAAGAGGUGGUCAGACCUGGAAGCUUAUAUACCACUUUAACAAAAGAGCAAUACAUUUGCAAAGAAGUGUCCAGACAAAGGAAACUAGUUUUGAGCUUUUAGUGAUGGUAAAUUGUGGGAAAGUAAAUAUAUGGGAAAUGAAUGGAAGACAAAGGUUAUUUCAGUAAGGUGUGUUUAUGCAGAUAUUGGUGCUAUCUCUUUUCUUUUGGGAGACAGGAUAGGAACACCUUCAUAAAAGGAAAUUUAUGCCCUGCCUUUAGGUGGAUAGGGGGAGGGCGAGAAUUUUUUGCGUUUACCGUUUUUAAGUUGCUUUUGGUUCAAAAUAAUACAUAUGCCAAAGUGGCAUGUUUUGGGGGGGGUAUAUUCUGAUCCCCUUUAUCACAUGGGAGAAACCAUAUAAUUGUGAUGGAUGUAGGGAAGAUUUCCACCAGCAGUUGACCAUCAGGGUCAGAAAACUCAUGGAAUUGAUCAUAUGAAUGUAAUGAAUUUAGAAAUACUUUCAUCCAGAUAAAAUAUUAUAUUACAUAAUUUAAACAAUAUAAACAGCCCUGUAAAUGUCUUGGAAUGCUUUCAGCCAGAAAUCAUACUUUUGAGAACAUCAGAGAGAACUCAGAGGUUGAAAGUGUAAAGAUGAUGUAUGCAGGGAGAUUUUUCAGCCGCAAGUCAGGGCUAAGAAAAGAUAGCAGAACUGAAAGGGGCUAAAACUUAUUAAGCUAAUGAACAUGGAUGCUCCUCAGGAAGUUCCUCACUAUUCAUAAGAGAACUGUCUUAAUCUGUUGAGGCAGCUGUCAGAAAAAUAUCCUAGACUGGGUGGCAUAAAUAGCAAGCAUUUAUUUCUGUUAGUUCUAGAAACUGGAAAGGCAAAGGUCAAGGUGCUUGUAGAUUUUGUUGUCUGGUGAGGAUCCACUUCUUGGUUCACAGAUGGCCAUCUUUUGUCCUCAUGAGGAGGAAGGGAGCACUUUGGGACCUCUUAUAAAGGACACAAAUGCCGUUCACGAGGACUUUGCUCUCAGUACUACCAUCUUUCAAGGGCCUCCACUUCAAAAUACCAGCACAUUGGGGAUUAGGUUUGAACAUAGGAAAUUUGGAAAAACACAUACAUUCAGUCUAGAGCAACAGCUUACACUGGAAGGAGACUUGAAAUGUACAUAUAGUUUUUCAGCCACCAAGUAUAUAGACCUUGUUGGACAUUAGGAAAUUCUCUGGGGGAAAGAGCCACUGGAGGUAAUGAAUGUAGGAAAACACUGUUAAUUCAACUCUCAGUAAACUUCCAUUGUGGAGAAAUGCAGGAAGUAAUAAUGUGAAAGGUUUUUUUUUGUCAAAAGAUUGAAUCUCACUAAGAGAAUGAAGAAAAUCUAGAAGGUAAUAAAUGUGUGAUAACUUCAGCCAAAAGCCACCUUUCUCUGGACAACAAAAUGCAUUGAGUGGUAGAGACCUAAUAGUAUAUUACCCAGAUGAAAAAUCUUAUGAAGGUAAUGGAUUUGGGAAAUCAAUCUACAAUAAAUUCUAUGUAGUAGAAUGUGGAUGCUGGUGUUAAAUCCUGUCGUGGACUCUGGGUCUGGAGUUCUCUCUUGUCCAGCAAGAGAGUGGACACAGGAUUAAAAUGUGAGAGAGGCUAAUGUCCGGGAGGAGACAACCCCAAGUAAGGGCCUUUUGCUCUAUUUUUAUGAGGGUCAGAAGGCUUAUAAGUGUGCACAGAGAAACAAUGAAACCGUGGAUUAACUCAAGGACACGAGGGAAAAGAGGGUAUUGAAGAUAUGCAGUGUUAGGGGUUUGGGUCAACACAAAACAAAGUCCUGGUGCCGGACAGAUGGUUGUUCACAGCAGGCAUGAGGCGCCACAUCUGUUUAUCUUAGCUAGCUUAGGGGAUAAGACAGUUAAAGUAUGCUACCUCAGGGUCAAUAAGGCACCUUUUUUUUUUUUGCUAAUUAGCUCCUCUCUGGGCACCUUCGCCCUGCUAUGGUCUAUAGCCCUGUUUACCUAUUUUGGUCCUUUCUUCCUGUGAAAACCGCUUUCUGCUAUUGUACUAAGUUGGGGGUGCUUCUGCCCUGAAUACUUAAGCUUGUUUACCUAAGAUUACCUAAACAUUGUGGAUGUUUUCAUUCUGAGAUUUACUGUUUCCAUACCUUUCUAUGUCCUAUCUUGGGGGCCUUUGCCCUGUUGACCUAAUCUUGUUUACCUUAUCUUGGAUGUGUUCAUCUUGUGGCUAUUUCUUUAUGCCUUGUUAACCCAUUGGUGCAAGCUCAGGGAAUUCCUAAGCUUAUUCCCCACAAAAUCCCAUGAAAGACAUC